GUUUUUUCGUUCUCGAUUGCUGAUUUUGCUCGGUCGUGAUUUCGCUGAUGUCGGGGGCAUUUUUUCAGCACGUGAAAAUUUAAACCAUAAACGGAAUUGCAAGAUAAAUUGCGAUCAUUCAGACGAUACAGGAACCUAAAUAAUCCAAGUAAAUUACAAAGGAAUCGAAGGAAAACAACAUAGCGAAAUAUUUUUCACUCCAUAUAUUCUUCAACACAGCAUCAAAUUUGUUAAAAUUUUUAAUUGAAAAUGCCUUCCGAUGCCAAGAAACGCGAUGCGCAGCGCAAAAAGGACGCGCGUAACAAGAAAAUCCAGCAAGUCUCAUCGUCCAAGAAGCCAACACAAAACGGCACCAAUGGCACACCCGAGCGUGAAUUGACGGAGGAGGAAAAGCUGUGCGCCAAGUUAGAGGAAGAGGCACGUAUUAGCGCCGAAGCACGCUCUUGUACCGGCUCACUAGCCGUACAUCCUCGUUCACGUGAUGUGAAAAUUGCCAAUUUUUCAAUCACAUUCUUCGGCUCCGAGCUGUUGCAAGACACAAUGCUCGAGUUGAAUUGCGGGCGUCGUUAUGGUGUGAUUGGCUUGAACGGCUGUGGCAAGUCAUCAUUGUUGGCAGUGUUAGGUAAACGUGAAGUGCCAAUACCCGACCACAUUGAUAUUUUCCAUUUGACGCGCGAAAUACCGGCGUCUACUAAAACUGCGCUUAAGUGCGUCAUGGAAGUCGAUGAGGAGCGUAUAAAAUUGGAAAAAUUAGCCGAAGAGUUGGCAAUGAGUGAAGAGGAUGAUGCCCAGGAGCAAUUGAUUGAUAUCUACGAGCGACUGGACGACAUGUCAGCCGAUCAGGCUGAGGCAAAGGCUGCACGCAUUCUGCAUGGUCUCGGUUUCGACAAAGACAUGCAACAGAAACAGGCCAAGGACUUUUCUGGUGGUUGGCGCAUGCGUAUCGCGCUUGCCCGUGCACUUUUCGUCAAACCGCAUCUUUUACUUUUGGACGAACCGACUAAUCACUUGGAUUUGGAUGCCUGUGUGUGGCUCGAGGAAGAGUUGAGGGAGUACAAGCGCAUUCUUGUGCUCAUCUCUCAUUCACAAGAUUUUCUCAAUGGUGUCUGCACAAACAUCAUACACAUGACCCAGAAGCGCCUCAAAUACUACACUGGUAAUUAUGAAGCAUUCGUACGCACACGCAUGGAACUGUUGGAGAAUCAGAUGAAGCAAUACAAUUGGGAACAGGAUCAAAUCUCGCAUAUGAAAAACUACAUAGCGCGAUUCGGUCACGGUUCGGCUAAGUUGGCGCGUCAGGCACAAUCUAAAGAAAAGACGCUUGCCAAAAUGGUUGCACAAGGUCUAACCGAAAAGGUGACCGAUGAUAAAGUGUUGAAUUUUUAUUUCCCGUCUUGCGGCACCGUGCCGCCACCGGUUAUUAUGGUGCAGAAUGUCAGUUUCCGCUACAACGAAAAUACUCCAUGGAUCUACAAAAAUCUAGAAUUCGGUAUUGAUUUAGACACACGAUUGGCUUUGGUCGGACCCAAUGGCGCGGGCAAAUCCACACUGCUUAAACUAUUGUACGGCGAUUUGGUGCCCACCUCGGGUAUGAUUCGCAAAAAUUCGCAUUUGCGCAUUGCCCGCUAUCAUCAGCAUUUGCAUGAAUUGCUCGAUUUGGAUGUUAGCCCUUUGGAGUAUAUGAUGCGCGAAUUCCCCGCUGUCAAGGAGAGAGAAGAGAUGCGUAAGAUCAUUGGUCGAUAUGGUUUGACUGGCCGCCAGCAAGUAUGCCCGAUAAGACAACUGUCCGAUGGUCAACGUUGCCGUGUAGUGUUUGCCUGGUUGGCUUGGCAAGUGCCGCAUCUUCUAUUACUUGAUGAACCUACCAAUCACUUGGAUAUGGAAACCAUCGACGCGUUGGCUGAUGCCAUUAAUGAUUUUGAUGGCGGUAUGGUAUUGGUUAGUCACGAUUUCCGACUGAUCAAUCAGGUUGCCGAGGAAAUUUGGGUCUGCGAAAAUGAAACUGUUACGAAAUGGAAGGGCAACAUUUUGGACUACAAGGAUCAUUUGAAAAAUAAAAUUACCAAUGAAAAUGAACGGAAGAAGAAAUAAAUCAAGCAAGCACAUAAUUACAUAUAAAAGCAAAUAUUAUCAACCAAUUUUAAUUUGCUAGCCAAGCGAAUUUUUAUUUAUUUAAACUUUAUGAAACCAAUGAACAUAUGCUUAAAUGAUUGUAACUAAAGCGCGAAAGCAAAACUCUAUAUUCGUAACAUCAAAUUGUCUUAAGAAAGAAAUUAAAACAGCAUUGAAUAUAAGCAUUGAAAAUAUUGCGGAUAUGGGUAAUUUGAAUAAUAGCAGAACUUAAAACUAUUUCCGUGAAACAGAACGACAUUUGUGAUUGAUUGUUUAAGUAAUUUAUUACUCAGUAAAUAUCUACUAUAAAUACUUAUAUGCUAUGCUACAAAUAAUUAAUAUUCUGAAUGUAUUGAAAGCCAUCCAGUCAUCAAAACUGCUAGGCGGUCCCGAGGCUUCUCGGAAUACUAUACAUUUCAGUUUAGAAUACAUCAGUUUUAAAGGAUAACAAUUAUAUAAACUAAACUUGUGCUGAAAUAAGUACCGCUUUUAUGUUCAAUUAGCGGUCAUUUAUUUUUCUGAACACUAAUGGGCAAAACUACUGCCUUUGAAAAAUGAGGUUUGCUAUAAAGUGAACAUAAACCUAUAGGUUACAUAUUAGAAGAUGAAUUUUUUUAUAUUCGGAUAAUAGAAAUCAAGUUCAUGAAAUUGUAUUUAAUCGGCAAUAGAAGAAAAAUGUAUGCCAAAAGCUUUCAACAAAUGAUGAGUGUAAUAAACACGUUGAGAAUAAAUAAAAUUUGCAGGCAUUCAUACACAAAUAA
Rhagoletis pomonella (apple maggot) is the source of this 2873-nucleotide messenger RNA. Its product is annotated as ATP-binding cassette sub-family F member 2. The record is from RefSeq and is a predicted model, not a curated record. The transcript is spliced from 5 exons. Bases 250 to 2091 code for a protein of 613 amino acids. NCBI's taxonomy places the organism in Eukaryota, Metazoa, Arthropoda, Insecta, Diptera, Tephritidae. Gene Ontology annotation, molecular function: ATP binding; ATP hydrolysis activity.